AUGCGGCUCCCGGCCGUGCCGGGCGCGCUCGCCCUCGCCCUGCUCGCCUUCCCCGUGGCCUUCGGCGGCAACAGCCUGGCCGCCCUGGCAGACAGCCCCGCGGCGCUGGUGCUCGUGGGGACCCUCGUGCUCGCUGGCCUCGUCUCCGUCGCCUUCGUGAGCGGAGGGAGCCGCUUGCAGGACCCGCUGUUCUGCGUGUUCGUGGUCUUCUCCUUCGCCUCGGCCGUGGACCUCGUGGUCGCGCUGGAGGAGGACGGCUUCAUCUCCGGCUUCGCCGAGCUCUACGUGAGGGAGGGCGAGCCCUUCCUGCGCACGGCGCACGGCAUCCUCCUCUGCUACUGGGACGGCACCGUGCACCACGGCCUCUACCUGGCCAUGCUCGCGGCCAUGAGCCAGAGGAGGAGCUACAGGAGCCUGGGGCUCUUCUGGCUGGGCUCCGUGAUGAUGAGCAUCGUGGUCUUCCUCCUCGGCAACCUGCUAGGGAAGCACAGCUCGGAGCUGAGCGCCGCCGUCCUGCUCAACGUGCCCUACGUGGCGCUGCCCGUCUGGGCCGGCCGGCGGCUCUUCCAGCAGCCGCGGGCGCUGCCGGGGCUCACGGCCGACCAGGUGGCCGAGGAGCAGCGCAAGGGGCUGCACCGGCGGCCGCAGGACGCGGCGCUGAUCGUCCUGCUGCUCCUGGCCGCCCUGUUCACCUUCUUCAGAGGCAUGGUGGUCCUGGACUGUCCAGCCGACUCCUGCUUCGAGUACAUCUACCAGCGCGAGCCGUACCUGCGCGACCCCGUCGCCUACCCCAAAGUGCAGAUGCUGAUCUACCUCUUCUACGUGCUGCCCUUCUUCUGCCUGGCCAUCUACGGGCUGCUCCGGCCCGGCUGCGCCUGGGUGCCUGACUGGAGCCUGGUGGUGGCCGGCGCCAUGGCCCAGGCGCAGUUCRCCCACGUGGGCUCCUCGCUGCACGGCCGCACGCCCUUCCCCUACCAGACCCCCGAGGACACCCGCGGCACCUUCCUGGCGGCCAACGCGCUCUACGCGCUGGGCCCGCAGCUGCUGGCGCUGCGCUGCCUGCGGCGCCCCGCGUUCUUCCUGCCCGCCGCCGCCAGCCUCCCGCGCGGCAAGAAGCACCAGUGA
Messenger RNA from Nothoprocta perdicaria, 1125 nucleotides. RefSeq names its product transmembrane 6 superfamily member 2 (gene TM6SF2). Gene Ontology annotation, cellular component: endoplasmic reticulum-Golgi intermediate compartment membrane; endoplasmic reticulum membrane. The coding region runs from base 1 to 1125 and encodes 374 amino acids. Lineage: Eukaryota; Metazoa; Chordata; Aves; Tinamiformes; Tinamidae. The transcript is spliced from 10 exons. The record is from RefSeq and is a predicted model, not a curated record. Gene Ontology annotation, biological process: lipid homeostasis; regulation of lipid metabolic process.